Schizosaccharomyces osmophilus is the source of this 1839-nucleotide messenger RNA. RefSeq names its product mitochondrial DNA branch migration helicase Irc3 (gene irc3). The transcript has 6 exons. Lineage: Eukaryota; Fungi; Ascomycota; Schizosaccharomycetes; Schizosaccharomycetales; Schizosaccharomycetaceae. The record is from RefSeq and is a predicted model, not a curated record. Bases 1 to 1839 code for a protein of 612 amino acids. Gene Ontology annotation, molecular function: DNA binding; ATP binding; hydrolase activity.
AUGUUCAUUUUCCAUAAGAGUUUAGCACCGUGGUCAUUACAGCUACUCCUACCUAAACGAGUAUAUACGAUUCGUACUUUUGGAAAAGUUCUUCGUCCGUAUCAAGAAGAAUGCAUUGAAUCCUGCUGUAGGGCAUUCAAAGCAGGGAAGAAAAGGGUUGGCAUAUCUUUGGCUACAGGAUCUGGCAAGACCGCUCUUUUCCCUCAUCUCAUUCAAAAGACACCGGAAUUAAGAACUAAUGCGAAUCAAUGUUUAAUCCUUGUGCAUCGAAGAGAACUUGCUCAGCAAGCGUAUGCGGUCUGUUUAGAAAGUUUUAAAAAGGAGAACGUUGAAAUCGACAUGGGCUCACAGCAUGCUACUGGCAAGGCUCCCAUUACUGUGGCAUCUCCUAUGUCACUAAAAGGAGAUCGAUUACAAAAAUAUAACCCGGAAAAUUUUAAACUAGUUAUUGUUGAUGAAGUUCAUCAUUUGGCAGCUCCUACCUACCUUCGGGUUUUGAGACAUUUUGGGGCAGAUGAAGCAAAUUCAAAAGUCUACUUAGUUGGUCUCACAGCAACAUUUUAUCGUGCGGAUGGAAGGUCGCUUAGUAAAGGUGUUGACGAGAUUGUGUACCAUAGACAUUUUGUUGAUAUGAUAGGUGAAAAGUGGUUAGUUCAACAAAAAGUAAUUGGAAUAAACUGGUCACCGAACUUGAAUUUAGCAGAAUCAACGGAUCGUGAUGAUCGCGAAGCGUUUGAGCGUGAAGUUCAGUCAAAAUCUGCCAUUUUUCAGAUUCCUCAGGCUUGGAUACAACAUGCCAAAACCCGCUCUUCGACGCUUGUUUUUUGUACAACAGUAGAGCACUCGCUGAAAGUUUGUAAUGCUUUUCGAACAUUAGGAAUUGAUGCUAAGGUUCUAUCCGGUCACACUAAUUCAGAUGAAAGGAAAAGUUUAGUACAAAAAUUUCGAGAGAAAAAGUUUCCCGUACUUGUAAACUGCAUGGUAUUAACCGAAGGUGCUGAUAUUCCUAAUAUUGAUUGCCUUAUUAUUGCUCGACCUACAAACUCUCCUAAUUUAUUGACGCAGAUGAUUGGAAGAGGUUUACGCCUAUCUCCUGGUAAAGAAGAUUGCUUAGUCUUGGAUUUUUGCAAUUCUUUUAAUCGCGUUCCUCUUCAUUUGCAACCCACCCUUUCCGGAAUUAUUGAAUUUGAUUCACUCUCUGAACCAAAGAAGAUAAAUGAGGCCAGCUCGGAAAUUGCAGACUAUGACCCUGGAACAGCUGGUAUUCAUAGCAUUCUUCACUAUAGAAAAGCUCGACAGCUUUCUGAGUUAUUGAAGGAUAUGGAAAAGAACGACCAGAAUAUAUAUUCAAUCUCACGUAAUGCUUGGGUACCUUUGAGAAUGAAUCGCUAUGCUCUGUCAACGAAAUCAGGAGCACUUGUCGUCGAUACUGACAUUGACUCUGGAAAUUAUAGUGUAAUCGCUUACGAAAAGCAAAUUUUAGGCCAAUAUACUUAUAAUAGAAAGAAAGUAGUAGGAACCAAUAUCAAUAGCCUUGCCUUGGCAAUCCGAGGAGCCGACAAUUAUGCCGAACGCUACAAGUUACCACCUGCUUUGAUUUUAAGAAACGCUGCCUGGAGAAAAAAGCCCGCUUAUGAUUCCCAGAAGGAAAUACUUAAAAGCAAAAAGGUUCCUUUUGAUGAAAAGACCUUGAAAGCUGGUGGUGCUGCUGAUAUGAUCACUAGACUAAUUUAUGGAAAGAAGACGACAAAACGGAAGGAUCAGUUACAAAACUAUUUAUCAAAUCCAGGAAAAAUUGGACGUUUGAAGGAGUUCAAGGCAUAUGUACGGAAACCGUAG